UUGGGGGUCAACCCACGUGCAUAUAUAUACCCAUAUAUAUAAAGACAAGAAUCUAACUAAUAGUAACCAUUCUUCCAUUCACCAAUUGGAUUAACUACAAACCUAUAGAGAAGCAUCAUGAAGUAUCUUUGUGCUAUCGUCGUAUUCUUGGCUUUGGCUUACCAAACAUCUGCACAAUCAUGCCAUCUUCGAGAAGUAGAUCUGUGUGUUGCAACAAUGAUCUUCCAUUACCAAGGCAGCGGUGUUCCUACCGAUGAGAGCGGAGUUGCGCAGUUAUGCGAAUCCAUCGACGAGACAUCUCAGUGUCUCAGGAAUUUCACCAACAAGUGCAUGACUCCAGUUCAACGUGAAGUUUUAGAACUGGUUACUGAAGGAUCACAGAAGACUGUCAACGAUUUCUGUUCUCCAGGAUCUGAACUCAGGGCCAAAUUCUUGAAACAUGCUAAGUGCCUCGGAGAGGUCCAUGGUGACGAUACUAUGCGUGACUGCAUGGUAGAUAUGCAAGUUGCAGUUGAAACCGUAACCACAACCAAAUUCGACAAGAGAAUCGGAACAUUAUGCUGUGGAUUCCGUCGAUUCUUAGACUGUGGAGAGAAAUUGACUGAACAAAAAUGCGGACGAGAGGCUGUUGAAAUGGGAAGAACCAUUGCUGAACUAGCUGUCACCGAACUUCCAAAUGUUGUGUGCAAUUCUUUUGACCCCAAUAGCUCCCAAUGCCAAGCCCUUUUGCCUCCUAAGGGAUCAACUCCCAAGGGAACCCAGUCUAGCUCCCAACUAGCUCGCCUGUUGGCUACAGCUCUUGGAAACUAAGUUAUAACCCAAACGUCUGAACUUUAGAAGUGGUGAUUAAGCAAAUUGGCAAAACCUGCUAAUUCGUUCAUCUAGGAAAUGACCACCAUUUCGCUUCCUGCAUAUAAUAAUUUCGGCUUCUAGGUCAUAGCUUCUGGGUGUUUAGAAAAUACAGUUAGCAUUUUUUUAUAUCCAGGAACAGACUAUAAAAUAGAAAUUUAUUUAAACAAUUAUACAUCUUUUUAUUAAAUAUCACCAAGGAUUCUGAUUUUAUUGACGUUUAUUAAAUAGGGCACGAAAAUUAAUCCUUUGUUCUUAAAGGAAAAGCUAUUGCGUGCGUUUGCUAAGAGUUGAGUUAAUUUGCAGUUUAAUUUAAUAACUCAUAAAAUUAUUUUAUUAUUCAAAUUAAAACCGCAACUACAAAAUAGAUUUUUCGAAAUAUUCGAAAAAAAAGAAAACUCUGGAAUUCACAAUGAGUAGAAUAAUUUACUUUUGCACUGCUAAACACUGAUUGGCAUUUCGUGGUUCAUUAAUCAAACCACUUUCCUUCAAGGUAAAAAGAUAUAGAAAGAGAUCCUGGCAUUAACAUCCUUAACUAUAUUAUAGAAAUUAUUGAUAUUAUUCGAGCUAAUUAACUGUAAAUGUAAACUUGCUAACCGAUAUAUUGUGUUUCUAAAUACUAAAGUCAAAAUUUAUCAGAGUAUUAAUAUAUUCUUUCUUUAAUACCGAAUUUGAUUUCGCAGUUUAGUAAAGAAACUGUCAUUUUUAAGCAAUAUUUAUAUUUACUUUUGCUAAAAUGUUUUAAAGUGUGACUUAUGACAAUGUGAGCUCUUUAUCGUUGAAUACUAAUAAAUAAUCAAUAGGUGAACUUGGAAAAAAUAAAAAUAUUUUUUCCCUUCCAUAAGCACUGAAAUCUAAACAGAUAAAAUAAUAGACUAUUUAAAGUAGAAUUUGAAAUUCUUGGAAGCUGUGAUCUAGAAGACACGCACGGAUGCUCGGUUUUUAGUGAAGAAACGAUAGCUAAAUUAUUAAAAUUAUGCAUUUUACUCGGACCUGCAUAAAAGCAUGGGCAUUUGUUUACCAAUCGUGACAUAUCAUAUUAGCUAAUAAGUCUAUAAUACUUGUUUUGACGAAGUAUCAGUGUAUGAUGCAUAAGAUUCGACAAGGAGUUUAAUAUUUAUUACUGAUGUCGUUUCCUGAUAAUCUUUAAGUAUUUAAAGAAUUUUUAGGAAAAGUGUCGAAGAUAAUCGUGAAUGAA
Messenger RNA from Stegodyphus dumicola, 2047 nucleotides. RefSeq lists its product as uncharacterized. Lineage: Eukaryota; Metazoa; Arthropoda; Arachnida; Araneae; Eresidae. The record is from RefSeq and is a predicted model, not a curated record.